Molecule: messenger RNA, 1216 nt
Organism: Mandrillus leucophaeus (drill)
Lineage: Eukaryota; Metazoa; Chordata; Mammalia; Primates; Cercopithecidae
Gene: TCEAL3
Product: transcription elongation factor A (SII)-like 3
Exons: 3
Coding region: 360-962 (200 amino acids)
Source: RefSeq, a predicted model, not a curated record
GGGAGAGACAACUUGAGGACUGAGGAGAGAGGAGGCCCAAGACAGAACCCCAGGAGCACCGCCACUCAAGGUGGCAGCUCAGCUUCCUGGCAGGCACCACUACCCCGGGCUCUGGAGUCAGGCAAAGCCGGUAUUGAAAGUGAGCUGUGGAGUUCUCGGGCUGAGCGCUCUUGGCAAAGUCGAGUACCCUCUCUGAUCAGCUGACACACCUGGCGAUAAUGGGCAUCAGAGAGAGAUGCCCUGUGAGGAUGCUGUGAGCUGCGUCAGGUCUGCGCGUCUGUUGUUCCCAGCGCUCUGAGAGGCCUGAAAAGGAGGAGCAACCUGUCCAGAAUCCCCGCAGGAAAAAGAGAAAUCUCGACAUGGAAAAACCCUACAAUAAAAAUGAAGGAAACCUGGAAAACGAGGGAAAGCCAGAAGAUGAAGUAGAGCCUGAUGAUGAAGGAAAGUCAGACGAGGAAGAAAAGCCGGACAUGGAGGGGAAGACAGAAUGCGAGGGAAAGAGAGAGGAUGAGGGAGAGCCAGGUGAUGAGGGACAAGCGGAAGAUGAGGGAAGCCAGGAAAAGCAGGGCAAGUCCGAAGGUGAGGGCAAGCCACAAGGCGAGGACAAGCCAGCCUCCCAGGCAAAGACAGAGAGCCAGCCACGGGCCGCCGAAAAGCGCCCGGCUGGAGAUUAUGUGCCCCGGAAAGCAAAAAGAAAAACGGACAGGGGGACAGACGAUUCCCCCAAGGACUUUCAGGAGGACUUACAGGAAAGGCAUCUGAGCAGUGAGGAGAUGAUGAGAGAAAGUGGAGAUGUGUCAAGGGCUCAGGAGGAGCUAAGGAAAAAACAGAAAAUGGGUGGUUUUCAUUGGAUGCAAAGAGAUGUGCAGGAUCCAUUCUCCCCAAGGGGACAACGGGGUGUCAGGGGAGUGAGGGGUGGAGGUAGGGGCCAAAGAGGCUUACACGAUAUUCCAUACCUUUAAUGCCUUUGGCCUUCCACUCUGACUUCUCUGAUGAGAUUAUUGCCAAUCCUGCUUUCCCUGGUAGAUAUUUGCCAGGCCCAAUGCUUUAACCUUAAGCUGAUAUUUUUGCUUUAGAUGUCAAUCUCGUUACCAGCAGCCUUUUGACCCAACUACAGCGCUCUAUAUUUUAGUAGAGGAUUUUCACCCAUGUGCAUGGAAAAGAUGUUCAUGACACAUUGUAAAAAAUAAAUAAAUAAAGAACAGUUUGCAGAACC